This is a messenger RNA of Mercenaria mercenaria, 11381 nucleotides long. RefSeq lists its product as uncharacterized. The transcript is spliced from 3 exons. NCBI's taxonomy places the organism in Eukaryota, Metazoa, Mollusca, Bivalvia, Venerida, Veneridae. Bases 339 to 3659 code for a protein of 1106 amino acids. The record is from RefSeq and is a predicted model, not a curated record.
UAAGUUUGGACCAAAUCGAUUUUUUGACCCUGCAGGAUAUAGAUCAGGGUAAAGUUUUGUACAUAAUUUAAUGUUAAAAGGCGUUAGUAUGAAGUUUUGAAAUUAUAUUCAGGUUAGAUGUUUUUCAUUCGUAAAUUGGAUAUAACUUCCUGGAAGAGAGGUGCUUCAAUAAAUAUUAAAGGAAUAUACCUGUAAAGAAGAAAAAAGAAACAAGCAGGUGUAUUACAACAAUGAAGUGGCGAAGUAAACAAGCAUGUAUGGAGAGAUGAACUUCCUAAGUCUCAGCACAACAGAACACCAUUUUGUUAAGUCUGUGACACAAAAACAGUAGAACAGUAAUGGAAAUGAUGGAGCAGAAAAGGAAGGGUGUUUCUGGUGAUGGUUCGAUCUCUGUAAAGAAGAAACAGAAAACUUUUGGAGCUGAUAAUGAUGAACAAGUGGAUGGUGUAUUGGACUCUGAUACACAGGGGCAACAGAAUUUUAAGAAUUCGGAGCAAGACAUUAGCGCUGGGCCUAGGAAACAAACCGAAACUGAAGAAUAUCCAAUGGAUGAUUGGACAGCAUUUAGAUACCUGUCAAUCCCUCCUGAGAGAAACUGGCCUGGUAAUAUAGUUAUAUAUAAGCACUGGCUUCCAAAACAACACACAUCAUUAGGAAAGGAAAAAGACUAUGAUGAAUUUGACACUUUGAUUCAUGCUACCUCAAUUUCUAAUGCUGAAAAGAUAUUUGAAAAUGGCGGACUAAAGCAACAAGUUGUUGCAGACACGUCCAUAAUAAAUCCAGCCAUAACAUUUUACAGAUAUGACAAUGUCAAAAUGGAAGUAGAGUUUAAAAAUUGUCAUCCAAUGGUUGGAACUGAAGUUAAAUGGUAUGGUCCUUAUAAGAGGGAAAAUCUUAGAACAUCAAAACCAAUUAUAAGAUACGGAAAUGCUGUAUUUUCUAUGAAAACUCUUCGUGGUCUUGAGGGAAUUAUUAGAGAACCGGAUGAUUUCAAUUUUUAUUUUGUUGAGAUAUUAGACUUCCUAAAGGAAUCUGCUUGUCGAAUUUUGAUAACAAAGAAGGAAUAUCCUGCGUUAUCAAAGUAUGAUCCAUAUAAAAAGUGGGGACCUUGGUACAUCAACGAAAAUGGUAAGCAUUUUCACUUGACAGAAAUACAGAAUGCAUCAGGAAAGUAUGUUCCAAAUUCAUUAGAAUUUAUGAGAGAAGAAGAAGAGUCCUUUAGAUCCAUGUGGUUGGCUAAUCAUGACAUCUCUUAUAAGCCUUGUCUUUUGAAAAAUCUUAGAAAGGGUGUUUCUAUUUCAAAUAAUGAUCGCAGCGAUAGAUUGAAAUUAGCCUUGGGCUUACUGGCCUACAAGAUGAAAUAUAAAAGCAAUUCCGUUUUACAACAAUGGUGUUUCCUUAAUGGAGAGGAAGACAUACUUGACAUUCUGAAUGACAUAGUAGGAGAAUAUAUCGAAAAGAAUCAAGAAGAAAACAAGGAAGAAAUUUGCUACACAUACAAAUUGUAUAAAUGGUUGAAACCGCAAAAUUUUGAUAUUACAGAUUUUGUUCAAUUUCUUCUUAUCUUUCACAUGAAUAAAUUCUUCUUGGUAAAUUAUCCCAUAAAAUGGGACACAGUGUUUUUUAACAAACUUUAUCCUCGAGACAGACCAAUUUUACAUGAAACUCUUGAAGUGAUGAUCAAGGAAAAUCUGUUUCACACACACAAUGGACAAGAUCCUGGCAAUAAGGAAAUUACUGGUAUGUCAGCAGGACAGAAUCAUUUCAGUAGAUUAAAUUUCCUAUCCACUCAUACACUUCUAAAUGGACGCGUCAUCCAUUACUGGCUUCCAGAUGACAAUACAAAGUUGGGGAUUGAUGAACAGUAUCAAGUAUUUGACACGCUUACACACUCUACAUCUCUGGUGAAUGCGUAUGAAAUCUUUGAGGGAGGACGACUGGCCCCAUCUAUUACAUUUGCCAACUCAAAUGUUAAAUUGUCACCUUAUCAUCCUGGAUCGCGUGAUAGAAUGAAAGAGGGACAUUUUUCUGAUCAUCAUGAUGAAAACGUCGUAUUUGCAAUGAAAAGAUUAGAUGACCAUGGAGGAAUUGUUGACAGAAAAGGUGAAAAAAACUUUCAUUACUAUAUUGUUGAAAUAGAAGACCAUGGUGAUACUUGUAUUUGUAGAAUACUAGUGACCAAAAGGAAAUAUCCUCAACUUUGUUCAUAUGACCCAUAUAGAAAAGGUGGGCCUUGGUAUGUUGAAAAUGAGAAACAUUACCAUUUAGUGAAGAUAGAAAAUUUACAAGGAGAACAGGUUAGCAACAAAGUUGAGUUUUACAGAGAAGAACCCAGCAGUGAAGCAUUAUUGACAAGUUGGUUGACCAAUCAUGAGAUCUUGUAUAAAGGAGACAAGGAUGAAAGUAAUGGGGAAGGCAUGCUUAGGCUAGCCCUAGGUUUACUUGCCUGUAAAAUGGCACAACCUGAUAACCCAGUUUUGCAACAUUGGUUUUUGGUAGGAGGGGCCAUUGACAUCUAUGAGGCAUUAGAAGACAUUCAUAGAAAUACUGUAGAAGAGUUGUGUGAAUGUGGAAAGGAAAUUAAUAGACCUUGGCCAGAUCAUUUCACAAAACAAAUAGCAAAGGUUAUGUCAAAAUGUCAUUUUGGACAAAAUGGUGAAGAAAUAUUUCGUCUGUAUGAUGAAAUGAGCAAACAUAUGGAUUUCAACAAUAUAGAUAUGACAAGCUUUGUUCAGGGCAUCUUGAAAUUUUAUCAGAAACAAUUUUUUCUUAAAGAAGUGGACCUACAAACUGUUUACAGGAAACUAUUGUCACUGGUUUAUCCCGAUUGUUUAUCUUUGUUUGUAGAGGAGCUUGAACGGGUACUUCAAGAUUAUGCAUUACACAGAAUACACAGAAUACACAGGAAAGUGAGAAAAAAGAAAAAUUGGAAAGGCUUUUCAUAUAACAUCAAGCAUCAAAGAUCAUCUAAAAACAAAGACAGCCAUUAUGCUCGACACUGGCUUCCAAAUGACUACAAGGACUUACUUCCGGAGGAUUUUAAGGCUUCAGAUACAGAGCGUUAUUACAAAAGAUUUGAUGUAUUGAUGAAAUCGCCUGAUGAAAAAAGCUAUGAUAAAAACCUUCAGCCGCUGCUGCAUUUUAUAGAUUGUCCUUCUGUAGCAAACAUCAGAACAGAAUUACUUAACGAAAGUUUUAAAAGGAAGGGCACACGUUAUUCACACCCUUUGAUCGGUGCAAACAUAUAUCGUUACAUGGCAGAUACAUGGAAGAAUGUCAAAAAUGAAUCAAAGAGAAAAGAGAAAUAUGGAGAGGAUACAUUUUGUAUGUUGGAUUUGUGUGGAAAUGAAGGUAUUUACAGCGAAAAAGGUGAAUUUAAUCAUUAUUUGAUUGAAGUACUUGAUUUUACAGAUGAAUCUAUCUGUCGGGUUUUAGCAACAUAUCAUAAAACAUAUCCUGGGCUUUUGAAGAUUGAUACAGAGACUAAAGGUGGGCUAUUCUAUAGGGAGUUUGGGGAGAAUGUCAAAUAUUUCUAUCUUGGCAUGAUUAGAAAUCACGAAGGUUGUAAUGUUAGAAAUAAGGUAGAAGUUUUUAGAGAAGUUGGACACAGAAGUAAUGAGUUCGAUAAUUGGUUUAGAAACCAUCACAGUUUUAGGUAAGGUAACUGAUUACAAAAGUGUGAUACCGGUAUAUUUUAUUGGUAGAGUUCUAUGCAAUUUUUAAGCACAUCAUUAAUGGCAUGAUAUUUCAGGCAGAUUGACGGAAACUGUGUAAAAGCAAUUAUGUACAUCUUUGUGCAUGAAAACAGACACAGAUUUAGUUAAAUUAGCUGAAAUCAGACAAACAGCCUCCACCUGGAAAAAUACUAUAAAGGUAAUUUUACAUCUGGAAUGGACAGGAAAAUUGAGACUGAAUAUGUAAAUUGGGCUUAUUCAGUGUGUAAUCUUAAGAGAUGAAUCUGCAAGAAGUACAGCCUAAAUAUAAACCUUAGGAGAAAUCAUGAAAAAUAAACUGUAUUUUGUUCAUCUCACAGUAACGCACAGCAAAACGCUUGCCAGUACCCAACUGUCCUACAGAAAUCAUUUUUCUUAAGCACUAAUACAGACUGAAUUAGAUGCAGAAAAUACUGUUACAACAGUUUUAACUGAUGACUUAGUUGCUAAAGACAGUUCAUUUUGAAACAGAUUUUGAGUACUUAAAAUCCAGAAACUAGACUCAGCAUUGACAUCAUACAUAAGAUCUGUGUACAAGAUCGAGAUAAAAUUAACAUUUAUAAGUAUUACAGAUAAAUUCAAAAUAGACAGCGAAAUUUUUAAGCAGAGGCUUGUUAAGCAGAAAAGAAGGUCAAGCUAGUCAGAAACAAACUCUUUGUGAUCAAUUUAUUAUAUAAAUCUGUCCAAACAACUGAUGAUAUCAAGGAAUGUUAAGACAGAAGUAUUUUAUCUGAGAAUGUCGAGAAAUUAUCUAACUGUCCUGAUGAUGAAGGCUUAAUAUCUUAAUUACGAAACUUCGGAAGUGAUACUUUUGUAUUAAAAUGGUAUUAGUGAUCUUAAUAUCUAGUACAGAGUCAUUUCAAUUAAAAAAUAAAAGGGGUCGCAAUUGGUGAUUAAAAAUGAUAUCAAUAUUGUUGAAACAGUAACGAUAUAUUUUGAAUGUAUUUCAACAAUCAUGAUGUACAACCUUUAUUGGUGUCCACUGAUGUUCUAAGAUGUUCUCAAUAUAAUGAAAUAUCUGUAUUUGUUGAAAAGAUGUGGUAACAAAGCAGAAAUUUCAGAAGAAAUCGACCAUUUUGAAUGUAGGGAAUUUUGUAAUAGAGUUGAUAGCGUGGAAACUCAGUAUCACGAAUUCCAAGGGACCAAUCGUUUACUUCGAGAUAACCAAACACUUGAUGUAGGUGUUUUUGCUAAAAUGGCGGUUUAACAGGACUUUGAACAUUUUUUUCAAAGAUACUGAGUUUCACUUUAUAUGUGCUUUAUUUUGCCGGAUAGAAGCUCAUUGUAUAGGUUCGUAGAAAGUAACUGCAGAAGUAGAAAUGUAUGCAUCCGUAAUGGAUUUCAAUAAAAAUGAUAAUGUUGUAAAAUGUCUUAAAUAAAUAGAAUUUAUUUUUAAAAGUUAGUAAGAAUGUUGUAAAGUGUGUAUAUUUGUGUAAAAUCUUGUGUAAUAGCAGAUAGUUGACAAUUGGAUUCUUUUGACGGUUCAGAUGUGUAUGUGUUCUAUUUUGACUGAUAAUUUUGAAAUAAGCUGCUGCAGAAAUAGAAGGUAGAUGCAUCCGCAAUACAUUUAAGUAAAAUUGACGAUGGUGGAAAAUGUUUUAAAUGAAUGAAAUGUUUAAGAUUAGUUAGAAAAUUGUGUAGUAUGUAUACUUGUGUAAAAUCUUGUUUUAUAGCAUGUGUGUUUAGUUUUGUUACAGUUAUAUAUAUGCUGAAAAAGGAGGGAAAAACUCUCGCCUUUAUGUGUCAUGUAUUAACUAUAUGACUAUUUACAUUAGACAAUAUUCAGACUUUUUUUAUUGUUGUUUGCAUCUGACACAGUAUUAUUUUCGUAUUCCGAGAAAGGAAAGAUUAUUAAUGGUGAAACCACCUGUACAAAUUACACAUAUUCAUUUAAAGUAACUAAUUCUGUACAACGUCAGGCAUUGUAGUAAAUGUAAAUAAAACAGUCAAGCCGUGUUGGUUUUCCUUUAAUUUGAAAAUAAGGAAAUAAUACUGAACGGUUUUAAGAUAUAAACUUAUAUUGUUGAAUAUUAUCAUCAUUAGUAUUUUUUUUUUUUUUUUUUUGCAAUAAUGGCACAUCUUGGUAUUUUUAUUUUUCAUAUUUUCAAAAAACUUCUAAGUAUAAAUGGCGACUGUAAUGAUUACUUAAUUAGUGUUCAGAUGUUCUUCUUAUCAAUUAGCCAUACAGGUGAGUAGAUUUAAAAAUAUUAAAAUGCAUCAUUUGUAAUAUGAAUCAAGUUAAAACAGAAUACCAUUUUUGUUGGUGCAUCCAUUUUAUAAUGAUGUGAGGAAAACAUGUCCACCUUGAUGUUUUAUUUGACCUGUAUUAAUAGAAAUCUAUGCUAGAAUUAAUUAUGAAAUGUAUCCAAAAGAAUGAAAUUGUAAAUUUAGCAAAGUAUUUUUAGGGCAACACUCUGAAGAAAUGAAACUAAUUGAAUAGUUUGUUUAAAUUUAUCUGAAUAAUAUAUUCUUUAGGUGAAACGUUUCUAUAUUGUACUAUUUUACAUAAAUGUAUGAUCCAUCAUAUAUUUAAUUGAUUAUGACUUUGUACAUAGAUUGUAUGUACUACCAUAUUUUUAGUUGGUGACAAAUAUGAAUGAAAGUAUUUUUAGGGCAACACUCCAAAGAAAUGGAACUAAUUGAAUAGUUUGUUUAAAUGUUUAAAGUGUUAUAUCUGAAUAAUAUAUUCUUUAGGUGAAACUUUUCUAUAUUGUAUUUUACAUAAAUGUAUGAUCCACCAUAUAUUUAAUUAAUUAUGAAUAUGUAUAUAGAUUUAUGAACCAGAAUGUAGUAAAUUGAGGAUGAAUAUGUAUAUAGAUUUAUGAACCAGACUGUAGUAAAUUGAGGAUGAAUAUGUAUAUAGAUUUAUGAACCCGAAUGUAGGAAAUUGACGAUGAAUAUGUAUAUAGAUUUAUGAACCAAACUGUAGGAAAUUGACGAUGAAUAUGUAUAUAGAUUUAUGAACUAGAAUGUAGUUAUUUGACAAUGAACAUGUAUAUAGAAUUAUGAACCAGAAUGUAGUAAAUUGACGAUGAAUAUGUAUAUGGAUUUAGAAAGCAGAAUGUAGUAAAUUGAGGAUGAAUAUAUAUAAUUAUAUAAAUUUAUGAACCAGAAUGUAAGCAAUUGACGAUAAAUAUGUAUACAGAUUUACGAACCAGAACGUAGUAAAUUGACGAUGAAUAUGUAUAUAGACUUAUGAACUAGAAUGUAGUAAAUUGACGAUGAAUAUUUAUAUAGAUUUAUGAACCUGAAUGUGAGAAUUUGACGAUGAAUAUAUAUAUAUAUAUUUAUGAACCAGAAUGUAGUAAAUUGACGAUGAAUUUGUGCAUAGAUUUAUAAACCAGAUUGUAGUAAAUUGACGAUGAAUAUGUACAUAGAUUUCUGAACCACCAGGUAGUUAAUUGAUGAUUGUUAUAUACAUAUAUAAAUUCUGUUGAAAAUACUGUUGUAUUUCACAAGUAAAUAUAAACAGGCAGAAAAAAAUCCAUAUUGUACCAUUUGCAUCGUAUGUUGCCGGACUAUUUUCAUUUAAUAUGCAUGACCUGACACAGUUCUAUAAAUAACACACACAAAAAACUUCACUCAUUUCUAUUUCAAUAUCAGCAAAUAAUGAAGAUUUUGUUCGAUAGAAAAACAACAAACAAAAAGGUAGAGGUAUAUAAUAAAAGGGUCAAAACAACUGUAGCUAUUUUGGGAUUUUGUAUUCGGCUCUUGUGGAUUUUGCUAAGACGGAUCACACUGGGCGGUUGUGCGCCUCUUUAGAUCCGAUCUUACAAAAUCCACUCGAGCCGAAUACAGCAUCCUACAUCUAGCUACUGCUGUAAUAACCUUAUUAUAUUUAUGAACCACAAUGUAGUUAAUUGGUGAUGAAUAUUUACAUAGAUUUUUAGCCACCAUUUAGAUAACUAAUUAUGAAUUAAUAUUUAGUUAUAUUUAUGAACCACCAUGUUGUUACUUGAUGAUGAAUAUGUAUAUAGAUUUAUUAGCCACCAUGUAGGUAACUGGGGAUGAGUUAUAAUGUGCAUAUAUUUAUGACCGAUCAUAUAGUAUAUUGGUGAUGAAUAUGUACGUAGAUACAUGGAACACCAUAUAAUGAAUUGGUUAUGAAUAUGUUUAAGCCACCAUAUAGUUAAUUGAUGAUUAUGUAUAUUGAUGUAUGAACCACCAUAUAAUUUAUUAGUGAUGAAUAUGUAAAUGCAGUCUGAGGGAUAAAUGGCCAUUUUGUUAAUUGAUGAUGAAUGUGUAAUGAUAAUAAGACUUUACUUAAAAUGAAAUGUAAAGAAGUUCAUUUUGCUGCCAUCCUUCAUUUGAAUAGACACUUGAUAGGUCAUUGUCAUUGGAAGCAUACUUAAUGAAAUAAGAAAAGAUUCUGAUACGUUCGUGAACAUUAUGAUACAGGUUUUACAAACCCCAGAAAAUCUUCCUUAAGAAAAAUGCUAUUGGGAUUGUAUCGUUAAUUCUUUCAGAAUUACAACUUUGUUAAUGUUCACCAGGCAUCGUUAGUAAAUUAAUUGAUAAUCUUAUGUCGUAGAUAAGCCAAGAAUUAGAUUAAUGACUGGUUUUAGUAUAAUUAGAAACUCUAAGAAUACAAGGUGUGGUAAAUAUUGAAUCUCUUGCUACUCAUCAAUGUAAGGCCGAAGGCGAGCUUUGGCUGUAAAUAUAUUUUAUGUGAGAAAGUCCUUCGGGUGGCCUAAGGAAAGACAAUGGUUCUUAUACACAGGUGGCUGUCCACCCGUGCUUAAAGAAUUACCGGAGGGGCAUCAGAUUCAUUCUGAUGAUAUUGUUCAUAUUCAUUACAUAUGGUGAUUGUUCAUAAUCAUUAUGAUGAUAUUGUCUGAUGGUAUUGUGCUGAUAUUGUUUGUAUUUGUUUGAUGAUUGUUCAUAGUCAUUAUGAUGAUUGUUCGUUGUCAUUAUGUUGAUAUUGUUCAUAGUCAUUAUGAUGAUUGUUGGUAGUCAUUAUGAUGAUAUUGUUCAUAGUCAUUAUGAUGAUUGUUCAUAGGCAUUAUGGUGAUUGUUGGUAGUCAUUAUGAUGAUAUUGUUCAUAGUCAUUAUGAUGAUUGUUCGUAGUCAUUAUGAUGAUAUUGUUCAUAGUCAUUAUGAUGAUUGUUGGUAGUCAUUAUGAUGAUAUUGUUCGUAGUCAUUAUGAUGAUUGUUGGUAGUCAUUAUGAUGAUAUUGUUCAUAGUCAUUAUGAUGAUAUUGUUCAUAGGCAUUAUGGCGAUUGUUGGUAGUCAUUAUGAUGAUAUUGUUCAUAGGCAUUAUGGCGAUUGUUGGUAGUCAUUAUGAUGAUAUUGUUCAUAGUCAUUAUGAUUAUUGUUCAUAGGCAUUAUGGUGAUUGUUGGUAGUCAUUAUGAUGAUAUUGUUCAUAGUCAUUAUGAUGAUUGUUCGUAGUCAUUAUGAUGAUAUUGUUCAUAGUCAUUAUGAUGAUUGUUGGUAGUCAUUAUGAUGAUAUUGUUCAUAGUCAUUUUGAUGAUUGUUGGUAGUCAUUAUGAUGAUAUUGUUCAUAGUCAUUAUGAUGAUAUUGUUCAUAGGCAUUAUGGCGAUUGUUGGUAGUCAUUAAGAUGUUAUUGUUCAUAGGCAUUAUGGCGAUUGUUGGUAGUCAUUAUGAUGAUAUUGUUCAUAGUCAUUAUGAUGAUUGUUGGUAGUCAUUAUGAUGAUAUUUUUCAUAGACAUUAUGAUGAUUGUUCAUAGGCAUUAUAGUGAUUGUUGGUAGUCAUUAUGAUUAUAUUGUUCAUAGUCAUUAUGAUGAUUGUUGGUAGUCAUUAUGAUGAUAUUUUUCAUAGGCAUUAUGAUGAUUGUUCGUUGUCAUUAUGAUGAUAUUGUUCAUAGUCAUUAUGAUGAUAAUGUUCAUAGUCAUUACGAUGAUUGUUCAUAGUCAUUAUGAUGAUAAUGUUCAUAGUCAUUACGAUGAUUGUUCAUAGUCAUUAUGAUGAUAAUGUUCAUAGUCAUUAUGAUGAUAAUGUUCAUAGUCAUUACGAUGAUUGUUCAUAGUAAUAAUGGUGAUUUUUCGUAGUUAUAAUGAUGAUAUUGUUCAUAGUUAUUGUCAUGAUAAUGUUCAUAUUCAUUGUUCUUAACUUGUUUAUUUUGAUAAUAUUGUUUUAUAUUCAUUAUGAUGAAAUAAUUAUCCAUAUUCAUUGUACUGAAUGUUUAUAUUCCUUAUCAUUAUACCGGUUAUACGAGUUGUGCUGAUAUUGAUAGACCUUGUUUGUUUAAAGUGUAUGUCUUUUUGUACCAGAUAAACAUCGUAUGAAAUGUUAUCAUAGGUGGCUUGAAAAUGUACGACCUGUUGUUAAAAACCCAAACAAAUUUACUUUUUAGCUCCAUUAUUUGAAUUAUUAUAAAUAGUAGAGCUUUUGUUGUCACCAUUUCCUCGCUGUCAGGUCAAAGAAAUCAUGUAAGCAGCUUUUUUUCUAAAACUACAGAACCAAAGUCUUUCAAACUUCUAACAUAUCUUUGGCAUCUUUGGGUGACCUUACAGGAUAAGUUUCAUAACCCUAGCUUUUAUUUUGUCAAAAUUAUGCCACUUUCUCACUUAGAAAUUUUGGUAAACGUUUUGCAUGUAUGCAGGUUUCGCAAAAACUGUUAAGCCAAAUACUUUCAAACUUCACACAUGUCUUUGGCAUCAAAAGAUGACAAUAUAGGGCGAAAUACAUAGCUCUAGCCUUUAUAUUGUCAAAAUUGUGCCUUUUUUUCUUAGACAUUUUGAUAAAAGUUUUGCAUGUAUGCAGGUUUCGUAAAAACUGCUUGGCCAAAUUCUUUCAAACGUCACAAAUUAUCUUUGGCAUCAAACGAUGACAAUAUAGGGCGAGUUACAUAGCUCUAGCUUUUAUUUUGUCAAAAUUAUGCCUUUUUACUUAGAAAUUUUGGUAAAAGUUUUGCAUGUAUGCAGGUUUUGCAAAAACUGCUGGGACGAAUACUUUCAAAUUGCACACAUGUCUUUGGCAUCAAAAGAUGACAAAUAUAGGGCGUUAAAUAGCUCUAGCUUUUAUUUUGUGAAAAUUGUGCGACCCAUUUUCACAUAGACAUUUUGUGAAAGUUGUGAAUGAAAGCAUAUUUCACAGGAGCCAUCUGAUCAAAUGUUUUCAGAUUCUUCACUUAUUUUUGACAUUAUGAGAUGACUUCACAUGGCAGGUUUCAUAAAUUUGGUUUACAUAUUUGCAAACUUGUGCCCUUUAUUUACAUUAGACAAUUUCUGUACGCUAGUAAAGGUGGAUGGGCUUCAAACAGUUGAGUGCAUUGUCAUUAGAUAGCUCUUAUCAUUUAAUGAAUUUUCAAUCGUUUUAAGAAAAAGAUACUCAUUGUGUUGUUAAAUACAAGUGAAAAAAGAGAUAUUUUUCUCUGUGAAAAUGCUAUUUAAUUGAAGAAUAUGUAAGAUAUAUGAUUCAUGCAUUAUUAUUCACAUUCUUUUUCACAUAGUCAUGAUACAUCUAUUACCUAUUCCAGAACUAAAUGUGUCCAUUGUACUUUUACUAAAUGGUCUGCUAUGAUAAACUUCACUGCUUUAUUUUCAUGUAAAAGCAAAUUUUCUAAAACUCUUUCUAGAAGUUAUGGAGGCAGCAUUGCCGCUCAGUGAAACAUGCAGAUUUAAAACGAAGCAUGAUUUGAUUUAAGCUCACCAGAACCUAACGUUCAGGGUGAGCUAUGAGCAUAGACGGAUGGUCCAUUUUUCA